CCUGGGCUGGGCUGGUGGAAAGGAUCGUAGCCCAGGGCGCUUUCGCUGCAGCAGCUCGUGAAGAUUGUAUUUGUGUCCCAAGUGUUUCCGCACGAUCACGCCCACGGGGCGCCGCGCGCGCGCGUGUUUCGCUGGAAAGCCCUAAUUACUGCGAUUGCUGAUGGACCUUGGAAAGGAGCCUGCCCUGGUGCCCUGCUCCGCACUGGGAGCGCCCGCGCCGGACAGAGGUCUGCGUCUGCCUGGUGUCAGCUCGCCGGGCCCCAGCGCUCCCCCUCUCCGGGCUCGCUCCCUUCCUGGCCCCUGGCAGCCGCCGCCGCCCGCUGCUUUGGAGGAUACCGCAUAGCUCCUGUGAUCCCGGAUUUACUCUCGCCGCCUCCUCGCCCUUUCUCCCCCGGUCCCCCCUUGGAUUACUUGGCUGCUCUCGCUCGGCGAUUCCCCUUGCAAUGGAGACAUCCAUUGGAAUAUUAGUCCAAGGAGGUGCUUUGGGGACAGUUGGCAGUGCAAUGGCUUCCAAGUACCUCAUAGUGGUUCUGGCCAUUUUCUCCUCUUUCGCCCAGGUUGUAAUAGAAGCCAGCUCUUGGUGGUCUUUAGGUAUGAAUCAUAUGAAUCCUAUGAACCCUGUUCAGAUGUCAGAGGUAUAUAUAAUAGGAGCACAGCCACUAUGUAGUCAACUAGCAGGACUUUCCCAAGGACAGAAGAAACUCUGCCACUUGUAUCAGGACCACAUGCAGUAUAUUGGAGAGGGGGCAAAGACAGGCAUUAAGGAAUGCCAGUAUCAGUUCAGACACAGAAGAUGGAAUUGCAGCACUGUGGACAACAACUCUGUUUUUGGCAGAGUCAUGCAGAUAGGCAGUAGGGAGACUGCCUUUACUUACGCAGUCAGCGCUGCCGGGGUGGUUAAUGCAAUGAGCCGCGCCUGCCGAGAGGGGGAGCUCUCCUCCUGUGGCUGCAGCAGAGCGGCCAGGCCCAAAGAUUUACCCCGGGACUGGCUGUGGGGUGGCUGUGGGGAUAACAUCGAAUAUGGCUACCGCUUCGCCAAGGAGUUUGUGGAUGCUCGGGAGCGUGAGAGAAUUUAUCAGAAAGGCUCUUACGAGAGUGCUAGGAUUUUGAUGAACCUACAUAACAACGAGGCUGGAAGACGAACUGUGUAUAACUUGGCUGAUGUGGCCUGUAAGUGCCAUGGGGUGUCUGGCUCUUGCAGCCUGAAGACCUGUUGGCUGCAGCUGGCUGAUUUCCGCAAAGUGGGCGAUGCCCUGAAGGAGAAAUAUGAUAGCGCUGCUGCCAUGAAACUCAACAGCCGGGGCAAGUUGGUGCAAGUGAACAGCCGCUUCAACACGCCCACCAUCCAUGACCUGGUCUACAUUGACCCUAGCCCCGACUAUUGCGUGCGCAAUGAGAGCACCGGCUCCCUGGGCACCCAGGGCCGCCUGUGCAAUAAGACCUCAGAGGGCAUGGACGGCUGCGAACUCAUGUGCUGUGGCCGGGGUUAUGACCAGUUCAAGACAGUGCAGACAGAGCGCUGCCACUGCAAGUUCCAUUGGUGCUGCUAUGUGAAAUGCAAGAAGUGCACAGAGAUCGUGGACCAGUUUGUGUGCAAAUAGGGGGUGAUGAGGUGGGAGGAGCUUCUUCCGCCUGCCAGCAGGGGUGCUACCCCCAGGACAAUCUCCACUUUAUUUAUAGAGUCCAAUGAUUUUUUUUUUUUUUUUUAUAAAGGUUACAAAAAGAAGUGACUGGAACCUUUUCUGCACCCAUCCUAGGACUGUGUGUGGUUUAUAUUUUUGGCAACAAUGGGGGAGAACCCAAGAAAAUAUUUAUUUUACCCCAAAAAAAAAAGACUUUAAAAAAAAAUAGUGUAGUUUGAAGGGAAAUCCAACAUAUUCUAACUUAGUCCCAUGAGUCAUAGUACAUGUGCAACCGGCAAAGAAUUCUGAGGUGCUUGGGAUCUGAGAAUGAUCCUUAUGAACACAAUAACCCACAAACCUGUGGAUGAUUUUAGCUUCAGUGACCAAAAGUAGUCUGAUAGAUACAUACAAAGUUGAUCAAUAUAUCCAGGGGUCCAUAAAAGGAGGGUUGGUAUAUCCACAGGAGGGCUCAGCACAAAGUUACUAUGAUGUCAAUCACAUGACUGCAAGGUGCUAAUUUAAAUGUGAGGUAAUUAAAGUACGAGCGCAUAAGACUUCUAAAGGGUUCAGCUGUGCUAUUUAGGACCUAAAGUCUUGGGUCCAGUAGCUAGCAAGACCAAGAAAAAAUCUGCCUUGAUUGACGCUAAAGGUGUACAUCAAAGCAGGAUGUGACCUAUCAGCUCUUCAUCUAGUUAUGUAUGAAGUGUGAGUAUUCCAUCUUAGCAAGCAAUGCCUUACUGAUAAAGAAUAUCAGGAGCAAGUGACCUCUGAAUCUCACCGAACAGUGUGCUCUGGUCUGACCCAAUAGAAAUUGCACCACUGCAGCUGUUUCACUGUCCCACUCUCUGGAAAGCCCUUUAGGAAACAGAAUUCCCCUAAUUUGAAAUGCCUUUUUUUAAAAGAAGUCGUGUGAUAGCUGGCCAACUUUCAAAACACAGCUUAGUAAAUAACCCCUCUUAUCCAAGGAAAUUAAUAAUUAACCAUCAAUCAUUCUUGAGAUGGUCGGUUUAUUGUGGAUUUUGGGAAAGCUUUGACUUGAGGAGACAAUAGUUUCAUCUCUUAAUGAUGUUAAGUGGCUAUUUUAGUUCAAUGAAAUAUUGCAGCAAUGCCAAAUUUAUCUUCUGAUGUCUUCAGUACACGUGCUUUAGAUAAUAUAUUGCAGGUAUACACUAAAACUGUUCAGACUAUACUUGAGCAGUUACAUAUAUACGGGAAAACUGUGGUCUGCUGGUGUCUGAUAUUUCAGAGCUUUUUGUACAUAUAUAUUUCAAUACAGCCAGUGAUUUUUAUAAAACUGCUAAAGUUACAGAGGCAGUUCAUCAGUUAGGAGCAUAUUAUUCCCCCAUUUCCUUUUACAAAUCACUUUUAGGAUUUUUUUUAUACUGAUUCUAGCAUUCUUGGUGUCAUAACACAAAGGUUUUUAAGAAUACUUUAAUCACAAAGAAUAAGCCUUUUCUUAACCUAAGGGGGCUUCUUGGGCUACAGGUAGAACAGAUACCAUGCACUUGAAUUCACACUGGUUUGGAGACUGCUUCUCUCUUCCACUUUCCUACAAGGGCAUUAUUGAUUAUCAUUGACACAGAAACCUUAAAAUUCCCUAGCACAAACUCUAUUUGGCCCUUCGUUUGUUUUAAGGUUUUUUUAAUUUUUUGAGAUGGAAAUCAGUACCUACUACAGCAACUUCUUGCGUUUUCCCCAAUACAGUGUAUUUACAAAAACACAGUUAGCAUUUGUCAUUGGUUCAGAAACCUCACCCCAAAUCAUUUCCAUCCCAUAAAUUAAACAAAUUGGCAUUCAAUAUCAAACAAGUAAAAUCCUCUGCUUUAGCUUAGUCAUACUAAAGCCUUAACUUCUCACAAGCCUAUAAGCUGUUGCAUUAAGUUCAUCUUGAUCAUUUAUCAGCUUUUUAAAUGAUGCUUUAUUGCUCUUAAUUUAUUAAGAACAUAUUUACCCCUCUCUUCCAGAUGUUUGCAAACAAAGUAUCUUAAAAUUAAAAAAGGCACUACUUCAUUGAAUAUGUCACUUUUGGUUUUUAUUAUACAAAAACCAUAGUCCUUUUUUA
Terrapene triunguis (Three-toed box turtle) is the source of this 3684-nucleotide messenger RNA. It is a transcript of the gene WNT5A, whose product is annotated as Wnt family member 5A. NCBI's taxonomy places the organism in Eukaryota, Metazoa, Chordata, Testudines, Emydidae. The coding region runs from base 444 to 1601 and encodes 385 amino acids. The transcript is spliced from 5 exons. The record is from RefSeq and is a predicted model, not a curated record. Gene Ontology annotation, biological process: canonical Wnt signaling pathway; cell fate commitment; multicellular organism development. Gene Ontology annotation, cellular component: extracellular region. Gene Ontology annotation, molecular function: frizzled binding; cytokine activity.